GCGAGGGAGGAGGAGGGCGUAGGACGGGAGGUGGAGGCCGCCUCCGCCCCGGCCGGCGUCUGGGUGCCGGCGCGAGAACGGCCAAAUAAAACGAGGCGGCAAUUUCUGGGCCCUUUCCAGCGCCUGUUCGGCUGUGUCCCAACAUCCUCCCUCCCUCCCUGCACGUCCCCGCCGUAAUAGCUCUCGGGCUCUCCUCCCCUUCGUUCCUUUCCACCCUCUCCCUCUUUCAGGACCUUUCCUAGCACGGCUAUCGCUCCGUUCUCUCGUCCCGUACCAUAGCAUAUCACGUUCAUCGCUCAGUCUCGUCUCGUCUUUCCGUCAUGUGGGUGCGCACAGCGGCGACAGCGCUGCUGUCGCUCCUCACGCUCGCCCACUUGGGCGUAGCAUCACCAUAUCGAGAGGACCUCGCGGACUGGAAUCUCAACCAGAACAAAACUGCGACGGACGUCCUCGAUUACUACUAUCCGAAGCGCGAUAGCUACACGAGCUCGCCCAAUAACUGGCGCGCUCUCCCCUUCUACACGAUCCUCCUCGACAAGUUCGCCGAUGGGGACCCAUCCAACAACGACUUUUUCAACUCUGUGUACGAGUGGGACUGGCGGGAAACGCAACUGCGCGCGGGCGGUGACCUUGCGGGCAUGGUAAACAGGCUGGAUUACCUUCAGGGAAUGGGUGUCAGAGCUAUCUACAUCUCUGGAACGCCGUGGUUGAACGAGAUCUGGGCGGCCGACAGUUACUCGCCACUCGACUUCUCCGUGGUCGACCCCCACUUUGGCACGCUCGAGACAUGGCAGAAUGCUAUCGACGAGAUUCACAAGCGGAACAUGUACAUUAUCCUGGAUUUCACCGUUGGCACCAUGGCCAAUCUUGUCGGCUUCAAAGGGUACACGAACACAUCGGCGCCGUUCAGCAUCGAGGAAUACGAAGCUGUUUGGCUCGAUCCAAACUAUGCACCGUGGAACUUUAGCCGCUAUGUCGAUUUCUCGUUCGAAAAUGAGUACAACAGCUCGUGCCAGAUGCCCGUGUUCUGGGGAGACGACGGAGCGAUCGUAGACGUCGACUGGAACGGCGGGUGCUAUGCGUCAGAGUUCGACCAGUACGGUGAUAUGGAGGCUUUCGGUGUUCAUCCCGACUGGCAGCGUCAGCUGUCGAAGUUCGCGUCCGUGCAGGACCGUCUCCGGGAGUGGAACCCCAACGUCAUGGCGAAACUUACCAAGUUCUCCUGCAUGGCAAUCACGGCUCUGGACUUUGAUGGCAUCCGUAUCGACAAGUCGACCCAAAUGACAGUGGACGGUCUCGUCCAAUGGACGUCGAUAACGAGGAAUUGUGCCGCGGAGCUCGGCAAGAACAACUUCCUCAUCGUGGGCGAAGUUACGGGUGGUGACUACUUCGGAGCGCUCUAUUACGGCCGUGGUCGUACACCCACUGAGCGACCGGGUUAUAACGACGCGGCCAACAUGACCGAGUCAGAAAACCAGUGGUUCCUACGGGAGCAAGGUAGUGAGGGUCUCGACGGCGCCGCUUUCCAGUAUUCCAUAUACCGCGGCCUGACUCGCUUCCUUGGUAUGGACGGUGAUCUGGAGGACGCCUACGAUGUCUCGAAGGACUUCGUUACCGCGUGGGACGAGCUCUUCGUCGACGACGAUAUGCUCAACCCGGGCAACCAUAAUGUGGACCCUCGUCACUUGUACGGCACCAGCAACUUCGACGUCUUCAGAUGGCCGAGCUUGGAGAACGGGACGGAGCGCAGCGUCCUGGCGACGUUCAUCACUACACUAAUGAUGCCUGGUGUUCCACUGCUAUUCUACGGAGAAGAACAGAACUUCUACUUGUUCGAUAACACCGCUAACAACUAUCUCUAUGGGCGUCAGGCUAUGUUCAGCAACACCGCAUGGAAGCGUCAUGGAUGCUAUAGGCUUGGCUCGUCGCAGUACUAUUAUCUCCCGAUGGGCCGUUCCUUGAUUGGAUGUAAGGACGAUUGGAACGCGCUUGACCACUUCGACCCGACCGCCGACACCCGCCGUCUCUUCGCGCACUACCUCCACCUCCGGACCAAGUACGACGCUCUACAGGAUGGCUGGGAUCUCACUACCCUCCGGAACUGGACGUACUCCAUCGAGCGCCCAGGAUCCAACGGCACCUCCACGGAAAUGGGGUUGUGGUCUGUCUCCCGAGGUCUGCUUGAGAACUACCAGCCGACGGCCGGGAACACGACGCAGAAGGUCUGGAUGUUCUACACGAACCAGAACGCGACUACCUCGUGGGAGUUCGGUUGCACGACUGACCAGUACAUCAAGAGUCCGUAUCAGAGCGGGAACACCGUCCGCAACCUCUUCUACCCCUACGAGACUGUCCAGUUGACGGAUUCGGGGGAGUCUUACUAUAACAAUAGCCAGGCCCCGUGGUUCGGUUGCUUCCCCAGCAUCACCUUGCCGCCGUUCGGGUUCAAAGCGUAUGUACUCGAAGCAGAUUGGGUGUCGCCGCCGCCCGCUCUCACAAAGUUUUCGCCUGGUCACGAUGCGCGAGUGCCCUCCAACUCGAGCUCCAUCGAUAUCACUCUGGAGUUCAACCUCGAGAUGAGCUGCAGCAGCAUCACGAACUCGAUCUCGCUGAACAUGUCGACUGCUGGGACUGGCAUCAUACCGACACUUGACACAGGCUCUGCGAACUGUGGGCCGGUCAACGGGACGCCUUCCGACGAGGUCUAUGGAGUUUCCGUUUCUGCGUUCUCCUGGAAGGCGACGAUCAAUAACGUCCCGGACGGUGUGCUCCAAAUCACCGUCAAUAACCCGACCACGAGCGACGGAACCGCGUCUACUAACGCUACCGAUCAUCUGCUCAUUCGCAAGGGUGCACCAGACAACGUCGUUGUGUGGGACAACGCGAGCUACGAUGCUGGCGCCCUCCAGUACAGCGACGGCCAGUACACGUUCACCCACAAGGCGUACGGCGCGGACACGUUCCGGAUGUCCACCAACUUCGCGCAGAAUUGGUCGGCCUGGCAGUCGUGGGAGAACACGACGACGAUCUCUGCGGAGAACUUUACCAGCAGCGACAACUGGUGGGAAGGGGAGCACAUUAUAGUUCAAUACUGGAGCUACCUCGCGCAGACGUCGAGUAUGGUCGUGCAUUCGGACGUCAACUAUGACAAACCGCGGCGCGUUCCUCAGUUCCUCGUCCGUGGCCCAUACAACGAGUGGGGUUACGAUCUCGGCUUACCUUACCGCAUGGCCCAAUCGGAUACAGACGACGAUUACUGGCACAUCAGGAUCGCUGAUAGCUGGCCUACCUACGUCCAGCUGAACGUCUUCGGGUUCGACAACUACUUCUAUGGUGACGUCGACGGCGAUGGUGUCAUGGAACGCCUCCCGCCGAACACGCUGUCGGCGAACUAUCUGAACAUGUCCAAGCCUCCGCACCCCUACGUCGCGUGGGACCUGGUCGUUGACGACGAAUCAUUGACCUGGUGGCUCGAGCCCAUAGGCGAGUCCUCGGUCGGUGCCAUCACCUUCGCCCUGCUCCUGGCCAUUCCGUUCGCGACCGCCUCGUUCGCUGUAGGCGUCUUCAUCUGGUCGUUCUACGGCAUCAAGUACAACAAGUGGGGUGUCAAGCCGCAGAAGGACCACAGCAACUACUUCCCUAUUCUCGGCGCGCUGGGUCAUAAGUCGUCGGAGAAGGUGUCGGAGAUGCACACACCGCUCACGGAGAAGAUGUUCGGUCACAAGCAGACGGAGCUCAUCGGUUGGCCUGAACUCAAGGACAAGCGCCGUAAAGUGCUGAUCGCUACCCUCGAAUACGAACUCAUCGACUGGAAGCUCAAGGUCAAGAUCGGUGGUCUUGGUGUCAUGUCCAGUCUCAUGGGGAAAGCAAUGACAGAUGUCGACCUCAUCUGGGUCAUUCCUAAGGUAGGGGACAUCGACUAUCCCCAAGGAGAUCCAGCGGAACCUAUCGAGGUCAUUAUCUUCGGCGAGCCGUACUUGAUCGAGGUCGAGACGCACGUCCUGGACAACAUCACAUACGUCAUCCUCGAUAGUCCUGUCUUCCGCGCUCAGACGAAGUCCGACCCGUAUCCCGCUCGCAUGGACGACCUCAGUUCCGCGAUCUUCUACUCUACUUGGAAUCAGGCCAUCGCUGCUACCGUCCGUCGCAUCCCCGACAUCGAUAUCUACCACGUCAACGACUACCACGGCGCUCUCGCUCCCCUCUACCUCCUGCCGAAGGUGCUGCCCGUUUGUCUCUCGCUGCACAACGCGGAGUUCCAGGGUCUCUGGCCGCUCCGCACAAAGGAGGAGAUGAAGGAGGUCUGCUCGGCGUUCAACAUCAGCAAGGAGCAUUGUACAAAAUACGUGCAGUUCGGCAACACGUUCAACUUGCUUCACGCAGCGGCUUCCUUUAUCAGCGUCCACCAGAAGUCAAUUGGUGUCGCCGGUGUGUCUGACAAGUACGGCAAGCGGAGUUGGGCGCGGUACCCCGCGCUGUGGACACUCAAGCACGUCGACUCCCUGCCCAACCCGGAUCCGACGGAUAUCGCCGCAUUGGACGAGAAUCCUGUGAACGUCCGUGACAUCCAGAUUGACGAGAACGCUGAAGCGCAGCGCCCGGAACACAAAAGGCAAGCGCAGGAGUGGGCUGGUAUUAAGCAAGAUCCAAACGCCGCUCUGUUCGUGUUCGUCGGUCGAUGGUCGAAGCAGAAGGGUGUGGAUUUGAUCGCGGAUGUCAUGCCUUCCCUACUCGACAAGCGUCCCGAGAUCCAAUUGAUCUGUGUCGGUCCCGUUAUCGACCUCUACGGUCGAUUCGCUGCUGAAAAGUUGGCGCGUUUGAUGGAGCUCUAUCCUGAUCGCGUCUACUCCAAGCCCGAAUUCACGGCUCUCCCUCCGUACCUGUUCAGCGGUGCCGAUUUCGCGCUGAUCCCCUCGCGUGAUGAGCCGUUCGGUCUUGUCGCCGUGGAGUUCGGUCGAAAGGGUGCUCUUGGUGUCGGUAGUCGUCUCGGUGGUCUCGGUCUCAUGCCUGGUUGGUGGUUCCCUGUCGAGUCGAUGUCUACCGAACAUAUGAUGUCGCAACUGACGAAGACCAUCAAGAUGGCCCUGAAGUCUACCGAGGAGGAGCGGGCGAUGUUGCGUGCAAGAUCUGCAGUGCAGCGCUUCCCCGUGGUCGAAUGGCGGCAACGUAUGGAAGACUUCCACAGGCGCAGUAUCGGGACGAGUCGCAGACAAGCCGGUCACAACGCGUGGCGGCCCUCUGACGCAGAAGACGUUCAGUUUAACGGACAUUACGCAAUCGCGGAGACCGAGGACUGGAAUCCGGAACAUCAAGCCUAUCCUUCACAGCCAGACUGGGAUAACCGGAGCGUCAGCGAUAGCCCAGCAAUGCCGUCCUCUCCUGGCUCGCCUGGACAGUGGAGUCAGGACACAUUGACCCCGGGCGGCGACCCUCACCUGGUCGCCCCGCGGUUCCUUGGUUCGGAGUCUCGCAGAGGCUCGUACAGAUCCGAUAUCUCUGUCUCGGAUAGCGACCAUGGUUCUGUUGAGAGAGGCUCAAGACAGGACUUCGGGGACUUCCUUGAGCGAGCAAAUCGCACAAUUGCUCGCGACCGAAAGCAUAUGCCUGAUCCUUUCCUAGACAGCAGCACCCCAAGCAGACCAUUCACGAUGCAUUCGAGGGUCUCGUCGGUUGAGUCCAUAUCGUCCAUUGUGGAUGAGAAGCAGCAUUCGCCGCUAAACAAAGCGAUUGCAUCUUUCACUGACGCAGACGGCGGUGUCGCGCAAGAGUUCGCGCAGAGGCUGCAGGGUUUGAACGCACAUAACUCCAAGCACGAGCUUUCGAUUGAGAAGUUUUUGACCAAGAGCGAGGAGAAGUUCUUCGACAAGGUGAAGCACGACAAGCUAUCCAGCGCAGCAAGUGUUCGGUCGUCACGGCGAGACUCCAUAUGGGGAACACCUGCUCCCUCUUCGUUCGAUCAUUCUCGCCCGUCGUCUCCGAGCACACGCUCCUUCGCAGGAGACGGGCUCGCGACCUUGGACGACUACAGUGCUGCGCUCAUCAAUGAGGACACUGCCGUCAUGUCGGGUUUGCAAGUCGCCAUGUCUCGCGAGAUUGGUGGUUGGCCACUGUACACCAUCGUCAUUGGCGUUGGCCAGAUGCUCAGUGCGACAAGCUUCCAAAUCUCCCUGCUCUCUGGAACAAGUACCCAAUCCAAUCUGGAUCUCUACGUCAUCGGAGGUAUCUUCCUUGCCGCGACUGCUGUGUGGUACCCGUUGUUCCGCCUUAAGCCGUCCGUCUACGUCCUGUCAAUACCGUGGAUAUUCUUCGGCAUAGCCUUCUUCCUCGUCGGCUUGCCCUCUCUGACGAGCUCCCUCCAUUGGUUGCAUUACGACCUCGCUAGUGCGGGUACGUGGUCCUACGCAGUUGCUUCAGCGGCAGGUUUCCUUUUCUUCGGAUUGAACUUUGGAGAAGAAGCGGGUGCAGCAACAGAAGUAUGGAUGAUGCGUGCAUGCAUUGUACAAGGUUCUCAGCAAGUCUGGGUGGCUGCUCUCUGGUACUGGGGCUAUCAGCUUGACAGCGUCUCCGCCGGAUAUCUGAUGCCCUGGUGGGUCGUGCUCAUUGUCUGGCCUUUGGCGGUCAUCAGCUGGCUCUUCGCCUACCUGAUGCUGUAUGGGCUGCCUGACUACUACCGUCAAGCACCACCAAAGGUACCUCACUUCCUGAAGACCCUAUUCCGGCGCAAGAUUGUCAUAUGGUUCCUAAUAUCCGAGAUUUUACGCGAUUUCUGGCUCAGUGCACCUUACGGUCGAAACUGGAGUUUCCUGUGGAACCAGAGCAUCCCGAAAUGGCACAUCCUGCUGCUGGUUAUUGGGUUCUUCGUCGGCGUCUGGGCCAUCCUCAUGUUCGGACUGACGCAACUCAGCAAGACCCAUACAUGGCUGCUUCCCAUCUUCGCUGUUGGUCUGGGUGCCCCGCGUUGGUGCCAGAUGCUCUGGGGAACGUCUGCAUUGGGCCUCUUUGUGCCUUGGGCGGGUAAUGCCGGACCCUAUGCUGCUAUCUCCCUUUGGCUGUGGUUAGGUGUUCUCGACGCAGUCCAGGGUGUCGGUCUGGGAAUGAUCUUGCUUCAGACUCUAUCGCGUUUGCACGUGUGUGCGACGCUCGCUGCAGCCCAGGUCGUCGGAGCUACUGUCACCAUGAUUGCUCGCGCAUUAUCGCCUGAUGGGACAGGCCCAGGACAUGUAUUCCCUGAUUUCGCUCUGUGGAGUUUCUCCGAGGGUCUCAAAGCAUCACCACUAGCGUCGUGGGCUUUCUGGAUCGGUCUUGUUUGUCAAAUUAUCAUUGUUUGCGGUUACUUCUGGUUCUACCGCAAAGAACAACUUGCACGCCCAUGAUCACGACUAGAGCCCAUGAGUUCCCUAGACUUUGGUAUCUGCGACGGACAUCAUAUUAUCUUCGGUGGUAUAUCUCUAGCAGCAAAGGGACUGUUGUUUGUGAAGGACUUGUACUCUUUAUCGUCUUACGACACACGCUCACUCACUAUACACCCACGUAUUAUACUCUUGGAUAUCCGGUCACAGUAAUGCAGUAUAACCACUAGAAUUCACUCUAUAUACGGCAUAACAUCUCUACGUUCGGCAGCGCG
Molecule: messenger RNA, 7624 nt
Organism: Rhodofomes roseus
Lineage: Eukaryota; Fungi; Basidiomycota; Agaricomycetes; Polyporales; Fomitopsidaceae
Product: glycoside hydrolase family 13 and glycosyltransferase family 5 protein
Exons: 19
Coding region: 321-7373 (2350 amino acids)
Biological process (GO): fungal-type cell wall (1->3)-alpha-glucan biosynthetic process
Cellular component (GO): fungal-type cell wall
Molecular function (GO): alpha-1,3-glucan synthase activity
Source: RefSeq, a predicted model, not a curated record